Cryptococcus deneoformans JEC21 is the source of this 716-nucleotide messenger RNA. RefSeq lists its product as hypothetical. The coding region runs from base 52 to 582 and encodes 176 amino acids. Lineage: Eukaryota; Fungi; Basidiomycota; Tremellomycetes; Tremellales; Cryptococcaceae. The transcript has 7 exons. The record is from RefSeq and is a predicted model, not a curated record.
CUAUGACUCAAUCGUUGGGAUCAAAGAUAUUCUUUUCGCCAUACACCUACCAUGACUACCAUUCCAUACUCCAAGCCCCGAAACAAAGCUGACGUUGUGCGCGAAUCUCUCGCUCACCCCGCCAACAACCCUUAUUACCUCUCUCACCUAUCUUACCCCACCGCUUCCAACUCUUCCUUUAUAUACUUGAUGUCCCAACGACAACAGGGAGGAGGAAUGGGAAUGGGUGGAAUGGGAAUGGGAGGAAUGGGAAUGGGAGGAAUGGGAAUGGGGGGGAUGGGUAUGAUGAAUCCUAUGAUGGGUGGAAUGGGAGGGAUGGGGAUGAUGAAUCCCAUGAUGGGCAUGGGAGGCAUGGGUAUGGCGAGCCCUAUGAUGGGAAUGGGAGGUUAUGGGGAUGCUAGGUGGAGGUCUUGGUUCUGGAGCAUACGGGAUGCCGAGGUAUCCCCCAGGAGGGCUUUUCGGCGACUACGGCAUGGGAAUGGGAGCGAUGCCUGGCGGAAUGAUGGGUGGAAUGGGUACGAUGAUGGGCGGUUAUGGGAUGAACAUGGGAAUGCCUUGGGGGUACUAAGGGAUGGGUUGUAAAGAAGAUAUGCCAAUGUAUUAUUACCGAAUGUAUGGACAAGUUAGCAGGUUUUUCGAGCUCGAUUCAGUGAUUUAAUAAGUGCGUACAUCGAUAGUUGAUCCUCCGAAAAAAGCGAGUUGGCAUGUAACGAACA